AUGAGACAAAAAUCUCGUACAGUCCAUGAUAGAGUGUAAAAUACAUUAUAAAGUGUCGAUUAUAAUGAGUGUAUAUACUAAUGUAUUCUAACUAAGAAAAAAUUUAUUGGUAAGAGUCCAAGGUAUAUCUACUUAUUUAAAAAUCACAUUUGUAUUGGAAAAGUAUGGAUAUUAUUAUAUGAGUACAGUCUCCAAAGGUGCAAAUUCCUGAGAGAUAAUUUGUAAUAAAUACAGAUACUCGUAUUUAGUGGCUAUAUUCAAAAAAUAUGUUAAAAUCAAUAAUUUUUUAAGUUGGAAACUAAUCAUAUGAAUAUUUUGGAAGCAACGAAUAAUUGAGAGAAAUAAAAUUAAAAUUUGCUCUAUAUGCAUUUCAAAUGAAAAUAUAGGAUGAAUAUUAAGCUGAAUCAAUUUUAGGCAAGGGUUCCUAUGCUACAGUACUUGAAUUAACUAAUUUGUAUAAUCAUCAAUAAUAUGCAGCUAAAUGCAUAGAUUAAUAAAAAAUAAAUGAAAAAAAAAAUGGAUAUCGUCAAUUAAUGUAGGAGAUAGAAACUAUGCGUAUUCUCUCUGAACAUAAACAUUAGAAUAUUCUAUAAUUAAAUGAAUUAUAUAUAGGAAAUCAGAAUUAUUACUUAGUAAUGGAAUUAGCCAAAGGAGGUUCAUUAUUAUCAUUAAUGAAAAAGAGAUCAACAUUAUUUAGUAGAAAUGAUAUAAGGAUAAUUAUGAGAUAAUUAUUGGAAGGAUUGGCAUUUAUUCAUACAUUUAAUAUAAUGCAUAGAGAUUUAAAACCAGAAAACAUUUUAUUUAUGUCAAAAGAUUUAGAAUCACUUAAAAUAGCAGAUUUUGGAUUAGCUUAAUUUUGUGAUUAACAUCCAUAUACUUAUCCUAAAUGUGGUACUCCUGGUUUUGUAGCUCCUGAAAUAUUAGAAUAAGAUACUGAAUUUGCUAGAUAUACUACUGUAUGUGAUAUAUUUAGUGCUGGUGUUAUACUUUAUGUUUUGUAUUUAAUUAUCCUAAUUUAGAUUAGUUGGAGAACCAUUAUUUGAAAAAAAAGAUAAAAGAGAAUAAUUAGAAUUAAAUAGAAGAUGUGAAAUUAAUUUUUAAAGAUUCUCACAGGAUUAAUUGGAUGAUAUUGAAAGAGAUUUGAUGUCUAAAAUGUUAAACAAAAAUCCAAAUCAUAGAUGGAAAGCAAAUGAAUUACUUAAACAUAAAUUCUUUAUUCCUUCUGAUGAUUAAAUUGAAAAUGAAAUUGAUUAUCCUAAAUAACUUAAUAUGGCUAUGUAAUAUAAAUAUAUAUUAUUAUCAUUUUUAGACUUUAAAAAUCAGCUAUGCCUACAUUUUCUAAAAAUCCAUUCAUGUAAUCAGUUAAUAGAGAUAAAGCAUUAACAACUAGAGAUAAAACAUUCACUAUUAGAGAACAAAGUUAAACACUUCUUACUAGACCUAAAAAUUGUACACUUGUUAUGUAAACCAAUCUACAUUUUGAUAAAUCCUCCUAAGAAUAAAUUAAUCCACUUGAAAAACUUACCAAUUUUAUUGGCUCUUUCAAUUUAAUUAAGGAUGAAAUAAAUUAAUGAAAUUUAUAUAUUAUUAUUUAUUAAAAC
Messenger RNA from Paramecium sonneborni, 1601 nucleotides. Lineage: Eukaryota; Ciliophora; Oligohymenophorea; Peniculida; Parameciidae. The record is from the annotation of a GenBank genome assembly.